AUGUUCGAUAAAGUUUUUCAACGUGCUUUGAAAUUUCGCCUGAAAAAGUCAUAUCCAACGAAUAUCUAUGAUCUAACGCGCGGGGCAGCCAUCGCUGUCCGGCGUCCGUAUAGUGAUGAGGUGCGUCGUGCUCAGGCUCAAAGCGUUGCAGCACCAGGUCCUACAAUUUUCGACAAAAUAAUAUCAAAAGAAAUCAAAGCCGACAUAAUUUAUGAAGAUGAAUUGUGCCUUGCUUUCAAUGAUGUCAGCCCACAAGCACCGGUUCAUUUUUUAGUUAUUCCUAAGCGACGAAUUCCCAGACUCCAGGACACCGAAGAUAACGAUAAAGAGAUCCUCGGCCACCUAAUGCUGGUAGCGCGUUCUCUUGGCGCUGCACGAGCACCAGCUGGCUGGCGUCUCGUCGUCAACAACGGACGUCAUGGAGCCCAGUCAGUUUAUCAUCUCCAUUUGCAUGUAAUGGGCGGCCGACAGAUGGGCUGGCCACCGGGCUAA
Messenger RNA from Parnassius mnemosyne (clouded apollo), 492 nucleotides. The record is from the annotation of a GenBank genome assembly. NCBI's taxonomy places the organism in Eukaryota, Metazoa, Arthropoda, Insecta, Lepidoptera, Papilionidae.